Messenger RNA from Salvelinus namaycush (lake trout), 819 nucleotides. RefSeq names its product lutropin-choriogonadotropic hormone receptor-like. Lineage: Eukaryota; Metazoa; Chordata; Actinopteri; Salmoniformes; Salmonidae. Gene Ontology annotation, molecular function: G protein-coupled receptor activity; follicle-stimulating hormone receptor activity. Gene Ontology annotation, biological process: male gonad development; follicle-stimulating hormone signaling pathway. The record is from RefSeq and is a predicted model, not a curated record. The transcript has 2 exons. Gene Ontology annotation, cellular component: membrane. Bases 97 to 819 code for a protein of 240 amino acids.
UAUAACCACGCUACGGACUGGCAGACGGGCGGAGGCUGUGGCGUGGCGGGGUUCUUGACGGUGUUCGCCAGCGAGCUAUCUGUCUACACGCUGACCAUGAUAACGUUAGAGCGGUGGCACACCAUCACCAACGCCAUGCACAUCAACAAGAGGCUGCGGCUGAGGCAUGUGGUGAUCAUGAUGGCUGGAGGGUGGGGCUUCUCCCUAUUGGCCGCUCUGCUUCCCAUCCUGGGGGUCAGCAGCUACACUAAGGUGUCGAUCUGCCUGCCCAUGGACAUCGAGUCCCUAGCCUCGCAGGUGUAUGUUGUAGCCCUCCUCAUCCUCAACGUCGCCGCCUUCUUCAUCGUCUGCUACUGCUACGUACGUAUCUACAUGUCCAUCCACAACCCCGACCUAGCAACCCGCCACGGCGACGCCAGGAUCGCCAAGCGCAUGGCCAUCCUCAUCUUCACCGACUUCCUCUGCAUGGCACCCAUCUCCUUCUUUGCCAUCUCGGCAGGUCUCCGCAUGCCCCUCAUCACCGUCUCCCACUCCAAGAUCCUCCUCGUCCUCUUCUACCCAAUCAACUCCCUCUGUAACCCCUUCCUCUACACCAUAUUUACUCGAGCAUUUCGGAAGGAUAUAUGUCUAUUGUUGAGUCGCUGUAGUUGUUGCAAUGCCAGAGAGGAGUUCUACAGGGCACAGAACCUGGCAACACACACUAUACCGCCUAAGGAUAGGACUACAUCCCCCAGAAAGCCUCACUCUUUCAGGUUCUAUGUCUGCCACAUCAAGAUGCAGGGAUGCUUCCUCAGCAAGGGAGGUGGAGUGCGUGACUAG